Molecule: messenger RNA, 1251 nt
Organism: Aspergillus melleus
Lineage: Eukaryota; Fungi; Ascomycota; Eurotiomycetes; Eurotiales; Aspergillaceae
Product: ankyrin repeat domain-containing protein
Exons: 1
Coding region: 1-1251 (416 amino acids)
Molecular function (GO): protein binding
Source: RefSeq, a predicted model, not a curated record
AUGUCUUUACCCACCUUCCCACCCGAAUUAAUCCAAUGCAUCACCGACUACCUCUUCCCAUCUAUACAAGAUGUGAAUUCUCUAGCCAGAACAUCGAAACUCCUACACCGAACCACUAACCCCAUACUAUACCACCACCACCUCGUUCAUCAAGGUAGCGCGAUCCUAAUAUGGGCCGCCAAAUACGGCAAAUCAGACCCCUGCAGGCGUUUCCUGCACGAAGGCGCCAAUCCCAACAUCCAAGAUCCGACGCACGGCAGAACGCCGCUUUCAUGGGCCGCCGAAUUCGGUUACAAAGAUGUCGUUGAGGUUCUUCUCUCGUCUGACGAGGUUGAUCCGAAUGCGCCCGACAUGAAUGCGCGCACUCCGCUCUUCUGGGCCGCAGGGAAUACGAGACAAUCUCUUUCUAAGAUGUGGAGUCCGUAUUGGUUCAGUCCCACAGUGGAUGUCUUUCAGUCGUCAAAGCCGGAGGAUUACCUCGCUAUCGUGAAGAUGUUGCUCUCUCACAAAGACACCCAGCCGGAUUGCCCGAACGAGCACGGGGUGACACCCCUUACCGUUGCCGUCGCGGAGGGCGCAGAAGGUGUAGUCGAGGAGCUACUUCGCACGGGGAAGGUAGAUGUCAACUCGAAGGACGAGUUCGGGCAAACGCCGCUCAUGGCCGCGGCCAGAAUCGGACACACUGGGAUUGUCAAGCAACUGCUGGCUAUUGAUGGCGUGGACUUGGACGCCAGAUCUGAGAGCGGAGAUAGUCCGCUGAUGAGCGCCGCGCGGCACGGGCAUGCGGAGAUCGUGCAAUUGCUGCUUGACAGUCCUGCCGUGGACCCGGACCAGCAGCCUAGUUUUGGAGACCGGCCUCUGUUAAUAGCCGUGGCGGAAGGGCACGCGGAUGUCGUGGAGGUGCUUCUUGCUAGCGGGAAGGUUGAUCCAAACUUGCCGAAUAGACGGGGCGUCACGGCGAUUGUGAGGGCGGCGCAACGAAACCGGGCGCAAAUUAUGCGCAUACUGCUUGACAAGGGGGUCGAGCCGGAUGAGAGGGACAGGGAGGGGAACACGCCACUUGAAAUCGCUUCUGAGAGGGGGCAUAUCGAGGUAGUUAGGCUUUUGCUUUCGACGGGUCGGGUGCAGCUUUUCGAGUUGACGAACCGCAAAAGGGCGCCUUUUUGGGCAAUGUCGCAGUUGAAAGCGAAUGUUAUUGAGGCGUUGGAGGAUUAUAGGAGGCGUCAAGGUGGCCCCCAGUUGGAGUCUUAA